This is a messenger RNA of Callithrix jacchus (white-tufted-ear marmoset), 3147 nucleotides long. RefSeq names its product complement C7 (gene C7). The record is from RefSeq and is a predicted model, not a curated record. Gene Ontology annotation, cellular component: membrane attack complex. NCBI's taxonomy places the organism in Eukaryota, Metazoa, Chordata, Mammalia, Primates, Cebidae. Gene Ontology annotation, molecular function: protein binding. Gene Ontology annotation, biological process: complement activation.
ACAGUCCCAGCCGGCUGUAGCUAAGGCCUGUGUAAUUGAUAAGAUGCAUCUGGCUUCAAGGCACAGAUUAAGUACAAGGGCAGGCUCUUGCUGUAGUUGGAGAAUCUGGUUGGAUAGGAGCUAAAUCCCGGGACCACUUGCUCUAUAUAUAUGAGUGCCAAGAUAAUCUAGAGCAGGAAGAGGCAGAGAGGCAGGCACCCUGCCUGGCUCUUCCUGCUGCUGAAAACUUACCCGGCCCUUACAGUGGAAAAUUUCAUCCUUUCUUCUUCCCUGACUGUUUUCCCAAACAUGAAGGCAAUAAGCUUACUCAUUUUGGUGGGAUUUACAGGAGAGUUCCAAAUUUUUUCAAGUGCCUCCUCUCCAGUGAACUGCCAGUGGGAAUCGUAUGCCCCUUGGUCAGAAUGCAAUGGCUGUACCAAGACUCAGACUCGCAGGCGGUCAGUUGCUGUGUAUGCACAGUAUGGGGGCCAGCCUUGUAUUGGAAGUGCUUUUGAAACACAGUCCUGUAAACCUACAAGAGGAUGUCCAACAGAGGAGGGAUGUGGAGAGCGUUUCAGGUGUUUUUCAGGUCAGUGCAUCAGCAAAUUGUUGGUUUGCAAUGGGGAUUCUGACUGUGAAGAAGAUGGUGCUGAUGAAGACAGAUGUGAGGACUCAGAAAGGAGACCUUCCUGUGAUAUCGAUAAGCCUCCUCCUAACAUAGAACUUACUGGAAAUGGUUACAAUGCACUCACUGGCCAGUUUAGGAACAGAGUCAUCAACACCAAAAGUUUUGGUGGUCAGUGUCGAAAGGUGUUUAGCGGGGAUGGAAGAGACUUCUACCGGCUGAGUGGAAAUGUCCUCUCCUAUACAUUCCAGGUGAAAGUAAAUAAUGAUUUUAAUUACGAAUUUUACAAUAGUACUUGGUCUUAUGUAAAAUGUACAUCGACAGAACAUACAUCAUCUAGUAAGAAGCGCUCCUUUUUUAGAUCUUCAUCAUCUAGCUCACACAGUUAUACUUCACAUACCAAUGAAAUCCAUAAAGAAAAGAGUUAUCAAUUGUUGGUUGUAGAGAACACUGUUGAAGUGGCUCAGUUCAUUAAUAACAAUCCAGAAUUUUUACAACUUGCGGAGCCAUUCUGGAAGGAGCUUUCCCACCUCCCCUCUCUGUAUGACUACAGUGCCUACCGAAGACUCAUCGACCAGUAUGGGACACAUUAUCUGCAAUCUGGGUCCUUAGGAGGAGAAUACAGAGUUUUAUUUUAUGUGGACUCAGAAAAAUUCAAACAAAAGGAUUUUGGUUCAGUAGAAGGAAAAAACUGUAAAUCCUCAGGUUGGCAUUUUCUCUUUAGUUCAUCAAGACAUAAAUGCAAGGAAAUGGAAGACGCUUUAAAAUCUGAUUCAGGAACCCACAGCAAUGUGAUGCGAGGAGACCCGUUUGUCAGAGGGGGAGCUGCGGGCUUCGUAUCUGGCCUUAGUUACCUAGAGCUGGACAACCCCGCUGGAAACAAAAGACGAUAUUCUUCCUGGGCAGAAUCUGUGACUAAUCUUCCUCAAGUCAUAAAACAAAAGCUGACACCUUUAUAUGAGCUGGUAAAGGAUGUACCUUGUGCCUCUGUGAAAAAACUAUACCUGAAACGGGCUCUUGAAGAGUAUCUGGAUGAAUUUGACCUCUGUCAUUGCCAGCCUUGUCAAAAUGGUGGCUUGGCCACUGUUGAGGGGACCCAUUGUGUGUGCCAUUGCAAACCAUACACAUUUGGUGCAGCAUGUGAGAAAGGAGUCCUCAUAGGGAAUCAAGCAGGAGGGGUUGAUGGAGGUUGGAGUUGCUGGUCCUCUUGGAGCCCCUGUGUUCAAGGGAAGAAAACAAGAAGCCGAGAAUGCAAUAACCCACCUCCCAGUGAGGGUGGGAGAUCCUGCAUUGGAGAAACAACAGAAAGCGCACAAUGUGAAGAUGAGGAGCUGGAGCACUUGAGAAUGCUCGAACCGCAUUGCUUUCCUUUGUCUUUGGUUCCAACAGAAUACUGUCCAUCACCUCCUGCCUUGAAAGAUGGAUUUGUUCAAGAUGAAGGUACAAUGUUUCCUGUGGGGAAAAAUGUACUGUAUACUUGCAAUGAAGGAUACUCUCUUAUUGGAAACCCAGUGGCCAGAUGUGGAGAAGAUUUACGGUGGCUGGUUGGGGAUAUGCGUUGUCAGAAAAUUGCCUGUGUUCUACCUGUCCUGAUGGAUGGCAUACAGAGUCACCCCCAUAAACCUUUCUAUGCAGUUGGUGAGAAGGUGACUGUUUCCUGUUCAGGUGGCAUGUCCUUGGAAGGUCCUUCAGCAUUUCUCUGUGGCUCCAGCCUUAAGUGGAGUCCUGAGAUGAAGAAUGUCCGGUGUGUACAAAAAGACACUCCUUUAACACAGGCAGUGCCUAAAUGUCAGCUCUGGGAGAAACUGCAGAAUUCAAGAUGCGUUUGUAAAAUGCCCUAUGAAUGUGGAUCUUCCUUGGAUGUAUGCGCUCAAGAUGAGAGAAGCAAAAGGAUACUGCCUCUGACAGUGUGCAAGCUGCAUGUUCUCCACUGUCAGGGUAGAAAUUACACUCUUACUGGCAUGGACAGCUGCACUCUGCCUGCCUCAGCUGAGAAAGCUUGUGGUGCCUGCCCACUAUGGGGAAAAUGUGAUGCUGAGAGCAGCAAAUGUGUCUGCCGAGAAGCAUCGGAGUGCGAAGAAGAAGGGUUUAGCAUCUGUGUGGAAAUGAACGGCAAGGAGCAGACGAUGUCUGAGUGUGAGGUGGGCGCUCUGAGAUGCACAGGGCGGAGCAUCUCCGUCAUCAGCAUAAAGCCUUGUGCUGUGCCAACCCAGUAGGCUCCUGAGGCCCUAGUCAGCUUGCUUGGAAUCCAGCAGGCAGCUGGGGCUGAGUGAAAACAUCUGCACACCUGGGCACUGGACAGCUUUUCCUUUUUCUCCAGAGUUUACUUUCCUCCUCAAAUCCCAGCCAUCUGCAUAAAGACAACCCUUUGUUCUCCCAAAUCUGAAUCGAGUUAAUCUUUUAUCUCCUUUUUAGUGUGAGUCAGGAUGAAGACUAUUCAUGAGCCUUUGCACAGGCUGGCUGCAUGUUCUUGAAAAGCAUUUUACCUUCUCCGGGCCUUGGUUUUUUAAAAUCUGCAAAAUUAAAGGAUUGUGCUAGAGAAA